Messenger RNA from Onychostoma macrolepis, 2536 nucleotides. RefSeq lists its product as uncharacterized. Lineage: Eukaryota; Metazoa; Chordata; Actinopteri; Cypriniformes; Cyprinidae. Bases 67 to 975 code for a protein of 302 amino acids. The record is from RefSeq and is a predicted model, not a curated record. Gene Ontology annotation, cellular component: membrane. The transcript is spliced from 8 exons. Gene Ontology annotation, biological process: cell adhesion.
ACAAACCCAAACCUCACCCACUCUCACACACAGUCACACCACAUACUACAGGACCGUUCGCUCAGGAUGGCCACUCACAGAAAAUGCCACAAAGCGUCAAAUGUUGCUUUCUUAAUCUGUCUUUUUGCUGCCUUGUUUCAAGCUGUGAUUUGUGAUGAUAUGCCUGAAGAUUUGGACAGAAUCAUCCGUGGGGACGGUGAUCCACUUCCAACAGUAAAGGUGCACAGCAAAGAAGAUCCUCAGAUCCAGAUUUUAAUUUUCCCCACCAUGUCACCUGAUUCAGAGACCUCAGAGACGCCACAAACUGAGACCACUGAGCCAACUCAACCUGACAAACAGACCCCAGAUCAGACCAACCCAAACCCACCUGAAAAAAACAGUGUCACUUCUAAGGGCAAUGUGGUCUGUGUGGAUGAAAUACCGGUGCGAUACAAAUAUGAUGUGCUGCUGAAACUAAAGGCCUCCUCUACAUGUGAAGAGACUAAAGUCAGGAUACAGAGUGUUCUAGAACAUCUCUGCGGUGAAGACUGCAAACUUGAAAUCUAUCAGAUAGACAACACGGAUGAGAUCAUUAUUUAUGGAGACAGCAUUGAGGCUGAUCCUGAGGGAAUGGCUGGGAAGUUCAACAACGACAACAUCACCGAUAAGGUGGAAGUAGAGGAAGCGGUGUCCCGAAUGGGCCAGCGCUCUAAAAUUGUCCUGAUCUCUCUUCUGAUAACGGGUUUGCUUCUUGCUGCUUUGCUAAUUGCUGGAUACCUUCUAAAGAUUAAUCGAGGGCAAUCAAAAGGACUUCGACUGGCUGAGGACUCCUUUCAAGUGGAUCAAGAGAACCAAGGCAACACACUGCUGUCUGUGGCUCCUCUGCCUCAACAGGAGCCUCUGGACAAGCCUAUCAUCAAUGGAGAGUCUCCAGAAUCACCCCCGACCAAUGGACACUCCACCACCCAGACACAAGUGGCCGAUACUCCGAUGUAAGCGACUCGGAGACAACAUCAAUCUAUUGACCAACGUGAAGAGUGAACAAACAUCAUGAGUUAGCAUUCACAACAGCAUUAGGUGUGAGAAACACAGUGAUGAAAGUACAAGCAACUCAUGUGAAAAGACUUAUUGCUGGGCAGCCUUUUGUGUAAACACAAGAGAUAAAUGAACCAAAUCUGUUCCAGUUGAGCCUGAAAUGUUAGCUGAUGAAUAACAAUUCAGAAACCACAUCAAUUAUAUACAAACAUUUACACUUUCAAAUAUGUUUGAACUCCACCAGUGCAAAAAUUCUCUUGAGAUCUUCCAUGCUUAAGGAAUUUGUAAGCUGCAUAUAAUGAAUAGGAUUUGUAUUAUACGUUUAGAUGAGCCAAAAUCUUAAGUAUGUACAGUAUUCAUACUGGAAAAGCAUUCUCAAGUCUACAACUGCUGCUCUGCAUAGUAUUGGUUACUAGCAUGUUCGUUAACAUUAAUGCGUUAGGUAUUACAAAAUAACAACGAACAAUAUUUUUACAGCAUUCGUUAAUCAAUGAUGAUGCCAAUUUCUAUACAUAAUACAUUUUAACAUAUCAAGUUGUAUAAAUGAACAUUAAUUAUGAAUGAACAUUAACUGAUUAUUAAAUGCUAUGAAAUUGUUCAUGUCGAUGUUGUUCAUGAAAUCGAAUUCAUUAAUGUUAACGAACUGAAACUCAUUAUAAAGCCUUAUCCUUAUUUUUCAUUUUCAGGUACAUCAGAAUUGUUACUAUUGUCUGCAUUUAACAGUUCUUAAAAUUAGGAUUCUUAUCAGAUAGAAUGGGGUUAUCAAAUCUGGCCUUUCACUGACAUAAAUGUAGUCUCCUUUUCAAUUGCCUAUGUUAGUAUUUUGCAUUUGCCACUCUUGAUUUGAUUCAUUUCGGUAAUAUUCAGGAUGCUUUCGCAUUUGGCAGAUGCUUUUAUCGAAGCAACUCUUGCAUUUAAAAUACAUUUAAUCAGUAUGCGUGAUCCUGGAAACUGAACUCAGGACCUUGGCAUUUCUAACAUUAUUCUCUACAAGCUGAGCUGAAAAAUGUGUAAAAUGGUAUCUCAUAACACAAGUACUGCUAAAAAUCUUGGGUGUCAGACAUGACUCACUCUCACAAAACUUAAUGGUAAAGACAAAAUAGCCCCUACAACAACAACAACAAAACAUUACCUUUACUGUUUGUGUAAUUGCAUAUAUUUUUAUACAAAGUAUAUUUUGUUUUAUACUUUUUUGGUUUGGUGUGUAAUCUAGUCAUUCAGUUACUCAGUUGGGAGGGGUGGGGGUGGAGAUGAAGAAAAACAUGAAGAUGUAGGAUUGUUGUUUAGCAUGUGGAAGUGAAUGUGUAUGAUGAGUGAGUUCUUAUAUUGUUUUGUUUGUCAUAUCAUUUCAUUUAUUGUGAAGAAGCCAAAUUUCUGAACCGCUAGAGAACAAAACACAAUUUUCAUAUUUUUUGAACACAAUAUCAAUAAUUUAGAGUGAUUAGCAUAGUAUGUUUUUUACUGUAAUUGUCUUGACAUUCUGAGAAAUCUUGAAAAAUGUAAUAAACUUUUGUUUGCGUCA